GCCUGUGAAUGCAGUGGGGUUUUUGCGUGUGAGUGAGUGUGUUUUGCUUGUGGAAUGUGGGAGUUGUCCCCACGCGCUUUACGAACAACCGACCUGUCCAAACAGUGCGCGCGUGGCAGAGGAUGUCACACCAACCAAAACAGCGGACGAACGCUCACAGCACAGUCUUUGGAGGAAAAUCCGCCGUACAGGUGAUGGAGUCAGCCGUUAGUACAUCCACUCAAGUGCCAGAUGAGUUUGACCGUAAUGUUCCACGGAUCUGUGGUGUGUGUGGAGACAAAGCCACUGGCUUUCACUUCAAUGCGAUGACCUGCGAGGGAUGCAAAGGCUUCUUCAGGCGCAGUAUGAAGCGGAAGGCCAGUUUUACCUGUCCUUUUAAUGGAAGCUGCACCAUCACUAAAGAUAACCGUCGCCACUGCCAGGCCUGCAGACUCAAGCGUUGCCUGGAUAUUGGCAUGAUGAAAGAGUUUAUCCUGACGGAUGAAGAGGUUCAAAGGAAAAAGGAUCUGAUCCAGAGGAGAAAGGAUGAGGAGGCACAGAGGGAGGCGCAGAAGCCCCGGCUCUCAGAUGAGCAGCGCAACAUCAUUGACACGCUGGUGGAAGCGCAUCACAAAACCUAUGACGAUUCCUACUCUGACUUCUCACGUUUCAGACCUCCAGUUAGAGAGGGUCCAGUUACACGUAGUGCCAGCCGAGCCGCGUCUCUUCAUUCACUAUCAGACGCCUCCUCAGACUCCUUCAGCCACUCUCCAGAGUCAGGAGAUCAUAAGAUGAAUCUGAGUAAUCUGUUGAUGAGGUAUCAUGAGCAGGGUUUGAGCUCCAGUCCGGACUCAAAGGAGGAUGAGGGCUCCGGUCUUUCCAUGCUUCCUCACCUGGCUGACCUGGUUUCCUACAGCAUUCAAAAAGUCAUCGGCUUUGCUAAGAUGAUUCCUGGAUUCAGAGAGCUGACAGCUGAAGAUCAGAUUGCUUUGCUGAAGUCCAGUGCUAUAGAAGUGAUCAUGCUAAGGUCUAACCAGUCUUUCAGUCUAGAGGACAUGAGUUGGAGCUGUGGAGGACCAGAUUUUAAAUACUGUGUCAAUGAUGUGACUAAAGCUGGACACACUCUGGAGCUGUUGGAGCCUCUGGUGAAGUUUCAGGUGGGCUUAAAAAAGCUCAACCUACAUGAGGAGGAACAUGUGCUGCUGAUGGGUAUAUGUCUGCUGUCUCCAGACCGUCCCGGGGUGAAGGACCACGUGCGAGUGGAAGCGUUGCAGGACAGGUUAUCCGAGGUCCUGCAGGCGUACAUCCUCGCGCAUCACCCUGGGGGCCGUCUGCUCUAUGCUAAGAUGAUCCAGAAGCUGGCGGACCUCCGUAGCCUGAACGAAGAGCACUCCAAGCAGUACCGCUCCCUUUCUUUCCAGCCCGAACACAGCAUGCAGCUGACCCCUCUGGUGUUGGAAGUGUUCGGUGGACAGGUCACCUAGUUACUUCGCCCGAGUCCGAUCCAAGAUGUGCGGGUUGAACGGCGUGACCCGAAGAGGUGUGGAGCGAAUGUACGGACAAUCACCUUAAAAUGCAUACAGAGUUUCCAGGACGAAGUUUGUGAGUGAUGUAUGUGUUUGUGUGUGUGUAUCCCUCAUCAUUUUCAGAUCGGCUAAGGGAGUGCCAUAGAUGUUUCCUCUUGUUUGUUGUAUGUAAGGAGAACAUUCUUAAAAGAAUGUAAUAUGGUCAUGGUGUUUUUCACUGUGGCAACUCAAUACAGUAAUAUUUUACUGUAUUACCAAUAGCCAACAGUAUUACACUGCAUGUGUAGGAUGAGUGCGUAGGUGUGCGGUCCUGUUCUAAACCUCUGCAUGGUCCCCAAAGCGCUGUCCACUACUGCUGAUGUCCUGUCUCUUUACCUCCUGCCUUUAAAUGCACAGGGUUAAAAAUACUAAUGCAAGCACACAGCUCACCCAACUCACUCCUCGCCUAGCCACUUAACCAAUUAAACGGCGGCGCCGCCCCCUUUCUCUGCCUCUAAAGCUCUGAUAGGUUGCUACACAAUGGCUGUCUUCUCUAAUGUUUGCCUCUGCUGUGAUUGGCCUAUUAUCUGACGCCUCUGCAAAGUGGUUAGGGCAGCAUUAGCGCUUGCCACACAGCUAACCUGUAAAUAGGACUUGGUAUCUAUAUUCGUACCUUUUUUGAUUAGUGUAAAUAGAGUUUAAUAUAAGCGCUUCAUGUGGCUUAUGGUAGAAUCUAGCAGAGAGAGACCCUGCAGCCCUGGCUGGCUAUAAUCAAUAUGUAAAGACUGCAAUCUAACUGUGCGUUUAUGCAAACACACAGGAAUUGGAACCAUGAAUUAUGUUUUUUUUUUUUUUUCAACUGAGAGCUUUACUUCUGUUCUUUACAUCGUUGUGAUAGGUUACUUAUUUCUCAGCUCUUGCAUUCCAUCAUUAAUUUUUUCUUUUAUUUUUUUUUCUCAGAUUAAUCCAACUAGUUGCAUUUUUCCCUAACAAAGCUUUAACCUUCUUCAUUAGUCAACACAUUUGUUUUUCCACAUGAAAUCCUCAAUAUCCUGAAUGCUUUUUAUCAUGACCCCCCCCCCCCCUCCUUUUUAAUUGAUAGUACAUUUCACAAGUUACAAAGCUAUAAUAAAAAUAUUCUAGGUUCUCAUAUUUCAAGCCAAAAGAAAAAAGUCCCCCCAAAUGUAAUUUGAAAUACUGUAAUAUGAAAAUUAAUAUAUAUAUAUACAAUUAUCUAUACAUGCUUAAUAUUUUAAAUAAUAUUUCUUUUUUUUCUUUGUAUUCUAUUAAUAACUUUUUUUCUCACAUUACAGUGAUGAAAUCGUAUCAGAAAAAAGUUAAAAUAAAUAUAAUUAAUUGGAAAUGUAUUCACAAUAUUGCAAAAAUAUAUAUAUAUUACUUUUUUUUAUUUUGGGUUGAAAUAUGACACGGGUAUCUUCUUGACAGGUUUUUUGGUUUUGUGCAUCAAACACUUGUAGGAAUGACUUUACUGAGAAAUAAGACUUGUUUGGUUCUCACUUUUUUAAGGGUAACUCUAAUAGCAGCAUGCUGGAUAAUUUAUCAGUAACUCGGGUUGUACGCGCUACCUGGGUGUUUUUGAUAUUUGUUUGCACAGGCAGGUUCUUCAAAGCAUAAUCUAAUUACAGCAUAACUCAGCACAUUCUUUUCUUAUGCUUGGUUGUUAUUAUCUAAACAGUAAUUACAGACACCUAAUACCAUGUCGGCCAUGGUAUAGACGUUUUUGCAUGCGUUUGUGCGUCGUGUUAAUAUCACUCUAGCCACUGCCUGCAUUGUGUCCUCUAAACCAAACACAGCUGCCUUAGCUUGGCCUUAGUGGUUCACAGUUAUUCAUUUUAAAUACGCUUUUUAAGUUUGUAAGAGUCCUUUUCUCCACUGUGUAUAAUAGCUGAAUGUGAUAUUUGCGAGACCGUCGACUCCCUGAGUCGCAAUAGAGGGCUGAUACUUACAGAGCACUAUCUCUGUUGCUUUAUAUAUCUUGUUCUCUCCACUUUCUCCACAAUCUCUUUUUUAAUCAAGUCUGAUUUGUAUGAAUCUUCUACUUUUCUGUCAGGGCUCAGGGUCAUUAGGAAAACCUUUUCUGUGGUAUGAGAGUUAAUCAUCGUUAAUGAAGAUUGUCUGUAGGUGUGAGUUUGGUGUCGGAACUGGGUCGACGAUUUAAUGAUCAUGUAAGCUGAAUUUAACUACCUGGAAACUGCGGUUCCUCGCAGUGCGCGUGUGUGUUUGUGGAAGCGCGUGUUUUUUGAAGCGAGGGCAAUGUAUAGCAUUUACCUAUACGCCAAGUAUACUCAUAUUUGAUUGAGUGUCACAUAUUCGGCCCAGGUUAGAUGGGUAAUUUGUGUGUGAGUGAAAAGGUUAUUGUUUCCUUAGUAAAUUACUAAUAAAUAACUUAGUCAUGGCACUUAAGAUUUAAUGAUAUGGAAGGUUUGCUAUAUAUAUCUAUAUCUAUGAGUAUUACUUUGCAAAUGUAAAAGAUUAAAAUAUUUUCUUGUAGACUAGUUUUGAUAUUCUGUUAUCUGUACAGGUGGAGGCACAGGGCAGAUGGUUGUGUGUGGGUAUGUGUGGGUAUGUAUGCAAAUAUAGGGACGUACGAUUGCAUGCUAACCUCCUGCCCAGUGCUGGUGAAUAUAUAUAUAUAUAUAUAUAUAUAUAUAUAUAUAUUCCCUAUCUUACUGCUCUCUUUCGACAGUCUAUUUUCUCGUCUUCAUGCCUUCUCUCAAUACUAAGCUGCUCAGUACUUUUUUUGUGGGAUGAGGGUGUACACUCGAUUUUAAACUGGAAAACAAUCUUCCAGUUUUGAGCGAUUUUGUAAUCAUUCACUUAUUUGUUUUGUUCUGAUUUUGUGAUGAAUGAGUGAGAAUAUCCGUACAGCACUUACCAUAAAAUAAUAUCAGACAAACCAGGACAUGUCAUGUUUAAACCAUUGCAAGAUAUGCAUUAUGCACGAUGGUGAUGAUUGCGAGACAUGAGAAAGACAGAUAUGAAAUUGAUGUUGGUCUCUUUUCCUAGUCCAAAAUGUAACCAUAACAAACUACCUCUCUGGGGAACAGACACAUUUGAUUUGUAUUUUUUUUUUUUAAUGAUUCAUAUUUGUAUUUAUUGCUGUGCAGUGGCUCACAUGGACAACCCAGUACCUCAUGUAUGAAUAUCACUAAACAAAGACGCCUUAACAGCUGUUUUAUCAGAUUUUUUAAACUAUUAUUAUCUGUGUGUACAGUAUUUGUAUCCGUAGCUUUCUCCAACACGUUCACAAACACGGACUGACAGACAACAAACGUACAUGUUCACGAGAAAGCUGAGAGCUGUUAAGAUGUGGUCCCUUCCAAGAUUGACAGUGUUCAGUUGCUGCUGGGAUUGGUUGGCCAUCCUCAGGCCCCUCCCCCUCUUUAUUCUGACUGCUCAGUUGGAUUUUGCUGCUCCGCAAAAACAUAUUCCACAAAACAUGACAGAGCAUGGCCUUCUCUCUUUUUCUCUUUUUAAACGGUGAUCUGUCAAGUGGACAUCAUCUACCAUGCCAAUCACACAUGGUCAAACAUUACCUCGCAUAUAUACGCCCUAUGGUCAAUACCUCAUGCCAGGUCAAUCCUAAAAUGGAGUAGAAGAUGGAUUCGAAUUGAUGACAGAGUCAACUGACAAAGAGUUUAUUGAAGAGAGACAUGCUCUCUACCUCUCUUCUGUCUGGGCACCAUAGGACAGGAGAUCAAUAGAAAGUUUGUGGCACUAAAUGGCUCAUAAGUGCUGAAGCACUUCUGUCUCUGAGUGAAUGGGUACUAUAAAGAAAACUGUAAUGCAAAUGCUAGCUGUUUACAGGCUAACAAGUAGUAUGCCUGCUCACCAGGACAAAACCAGUUGAAUAUGACCAUUCAUGAAACGGUUAAAAACGCCUGUUUUUUUUCUCUCUUCUUUUUCCAUCAUAAAGUAUUGUAAAUUCAUGUUCCUGAUUUCAUGUAAUAUUGGUCAAAUGUUUUACAAAUCAAUAAAAGAAUAUAAUAAUAAA
Pimephales promelas (fathead minnow) is the source of this 5499-nucleotide messenger RNA. RefSeq names its product vitamin D receptor b (gene vdrb). Gene Ontology annotation, molecular function: nuclear receptor activity; vitamin D response element binding; zinc ion binding. Gene Ontology annotation, biological process: negative regulation of transcription by RNA polymerase II; cell differentiation; positive regulation of transcription by RNA polymerase II. Lineage: Eukaryota; Metazoa; Chordata; Actinopteri; Cypriniformes; Leuciscidae. The record is from RefSeq and is a predicted model, not a curated record. Gene Ontology annotation, cellular component: nucleus.